AUGCAGCUCACAUUACCCACAGGCAGACCUUCCGGCGUGAAAAUGGAGAAUGCGACUCCGGUCAGAUCAGUGUCAACGCAUAAUUCAUCUGAAGCUGCAAGCGCAGUCAAGGUUCAGCCCGUGGAUAGUGACGAUGAUGUGAACGAUGGCGAAUUGGCCUACAAAAAAUUCAAGGAACGCAAAUCUCUCAAGCGAAAGCAAACCGCUGCCGUUGGUCGCAAGAGCAAGACCCCCAGAGGGAAUGAAUUUGUUGGUCGAGUCAAGCAAGAAAGACCUACGCCCCGACCUAAGCGACCUUUGAAAAGCUAUGGCGAAGUAUCCUCGGAGGAUGAGCUGAUGGAGACCACGCUGCCCGAGUAUUUGAAAAGUCGGCGUGCUAAGUUCAAAUUGAACUAUGAGCGCCUGCAAGAAUCGGGACUGAAGUUACCACCGACAUAUGAGGAUGUUGAAUUCUCGGACGAUGAACGCUUGGAACAGCUCCAAGAACGACCAGUGUUUCCGACCUUGACAAAACAGAAGGAAUACAAGGAUAUUGAACUGCCAUACUCCCUUGGUGUCAUACCUGCACCAAUCGCCCAAUGGCUGCGUCAAUACCAAGUGGAGGGAGUUACUUUUCUCCACGAAUUAUUCGUUUAUCAAAGGGGAGGAAUUCUGGGAGACGACAUGGGCCUGGGUAAAACGAUCCAGGUGAUUGCCUUUUUGACCGCUGCAUAUGGGAAAACGGGAGAUGAACGAGAUGCAAAGCGGAUGCGAAAGGUCCGCCGAGCCGAUGAUAGCGCAUGGGAGAGUUGA
This is a messenger RNA of Penicillium olsonii, 792 nucleotides long. The record is from the annotation of a GenBank genome assembly. Lineage: Eukaryota; Fungi; Ascomycota; Eurotiomycetes; Eurotiales; Aspergillaceae.